Closterium sp. Yama58-4 is the source of this 1965-nucleotide messenger RNA. Lineage: Eukaryota; Viridiplantae; Streptophyta; Zygnematophyceae; Desmidiales; Closteriaceae. The record is from the annotation of a GenBank genome assembly.
AUGAGGGAGGUGGUGAGGAAGGGCGCCGCAUGGGGAAAAGGCGGGAGGUAUAUGAGCGGGCUUUGCCUUCCCGUUUGCAUCUCUGGGGGGUUUGGUGAUGAAGGGGAGUUUGGUGAGGGGAAGGAGGAUGGGAUUGCUAUGGGGAAUGGGCUAAAUGAGGGUGAUGAGAGGAGCGAGAAGGGAGUGGAGGAGGGUCAGGAGGAGAAGAGUGAAGGGGAGAGUGUAGGGGAGAGUGAGGAGGAAAGUCAGGAUGAAGAGGAGCAUGAGGGGGAGAAUAAGGAGGGCGAGGAGGAGGAGGAGGAGGAGGAGGAGGAGGAGGAGGAGGAGGAGGAGGAGGAGGAGGAGGAGGAGGAGGAGGAGGAGGAGGAGGAGGAGGAGGAGGAGGAGGAGGAGGAGGAGGAGGAGGAGGAGGAGGAGGAGGAGGAGGAUGAGGAGGAGGACUUGGUUGAGUGUGAGUCGAUUAAGAGAGCCAAAGGGCAAGAGGAGGAAAGAGGUGGAGAUGGAACUUUGAUGCUGGAGAAAGGUGGAAACGUGGGGAAGGAGUUGCUACAGGGGGGUGGAGGGAAGCAGCAGGACUUGGGGCCGACUUUUGAUGUGCUGCGGAAUUUACCAGGUGGUCUGGAGCACCGCGAAAGAGACGUAAAGCGGGGGUUGUUACAGGGGUAUGCAGGGGCGCAGGGCAAUGGGUCAGCACGGCAGGCAGAGACCUUUCAGCAAGGCAGUGCGGCGUGUGCGACUGAUGGGAUGGAGGGUGAGGGGUUGUGUGGGGGUGAUGCUGGGUGUAAGGAGGUGUGUGAUGGGUCGUGCAAAGCAAUUGGGUCGUGCAAAGCAAUUGGGUCGUGCAAAGCAACUGGGUCGUGCAAAGCAAAUGGGUCGUGCAAAGCAAUUGGGUCGUGCAAAGCAAAUGGGUCGAAGGCAAAUGGGUCGUGCGAGAGCGAUGCCAGGUGUAAGGCAGGUGAUUAUGAGUCUUGCAGCAAUGCGAGUGACGGGUCAUGUGAGACUGAUGGAUUGAAGGCAGGAGAACGGCGGAGAGAGAGGCAGCGGGGGUGGAUGAGAUGGAAGGUUCUGGCUGCCGUGGGUGCUGCUGCUGUGAUUAUAGGCGGGGCUGCUGUGAUUAUGGCGAAGGGGAGGGGCUGGAAGGGGAGGGGAGGGAGGGAAAGGAGUGGGGAGAGGAGGGAGUGGGGGCAGCAGAAGCAGGAAGCGCGGAGGGAGGCGGAUGACAUGGGUCUGGAUAGGGAUGAAGGGGAGGCGGAUGACAUGGGUCUGGAUAGGGAUGAAGGGGAGGCGGAUGACAUGGGUCUGGAUAGGGAUGAAGGGGAGGCGGAUGACAUGGGUCUGGAUAGGGAUGAAGGGGAGGCGGAUGACAUGGGUCUGGAUAGGGAUGAAGGGGAGGCGGAUGACAUGGGUCUGGAUAGGGAUGAAGGGGAGGCGGAUGACAUGGGUCUGGAUAGGGAUGAAGGGGAGGCGGAUGACAUGGGUCUGGAUAGGGAUGAAGGGGAGGCGGAUGACAUGGGUCUGGAUAGGGAUGAAGGGGAGGCAAAUGACAUGGGUCUGGAUAGGGAUGAAGGGGAGGCAAGAGGAGAGAUGCGGGUGGAAGGGGAAGAGCAUAUUGUUGAGAGUUGUGGUUACAGAAUGGGGGAGGAGGCAGAGGAGGGAGAGGAGGGGUGGGUGGUACAAGAGGAGGGUGAGGAGGGAGAUGAGGGGGAGGAGGGAGAUGAGGGGGAGGAGGGAUGGUUGGUGCAAGAGGGGGAGAGGAAGGAGGUGGGAGGGACGGAAGAGGAGGUGGAAGGAGAUGAGAAGUUAGCAGGGGAGCAGCAACAGGGAGAGGGCGAGGGGUGGGUUGGACAUCAGCAGCGGCGGCAGGGGGACCAACAGAGGAGGCAGAGGGACAUAGAGAAGAGGAGAGGCAUGUGGAGUGGUUUGUGCUUCAGGGGGGGCGGGUUACCGCCUUGGUUUGAGGGAUGA